CGCAUGCGCGCCCUUCCGGCGCGCGCGCGCGCCGGGCCCCCGGGGCUCUUAAAGGCGCCGCGUCCCGGUACCGAUCCCCGCCCCCGGCGCCGGGAUGGAGGCGGCGGCCACAACGGCGGCCCCGGGCUGGCGCUGCCGCCCGGGGGGACGGCUGGACAUGAGCCACGGCUUCGUGCGGCACAUCCGCCGCAACCAGCUCGCCAGGGACGCGUACGACCGCGCGGUGCGGCAGGCGCGGGGCCGAGCGCGGACGCGGCUGACCCCGGCCCCGGCGCGGCCCCGGCGGCCCGACCAGCAGGUGUACCGGCCGCACCGGGGCGGCGGGGGGCCCGGGGGCGACGCCAGCGCGGGGCCCCCCCCCGAGAGCCGCGGGGCGCCCCCGGACCCCGCCCGCGGGCCGCGGCUCUUCUGCCUCGAGUACGAGGGGGACGACGGGCAGGUCACGGCCGUCAUCGUGCACCAGGGGGACAGCGCUGAGGAGGUGACCCGCCGGGUGUGCGCCCGCAGCCCGCUGGAGCCGCCCCUGCGCCGGGCCCUGUGCCAGCGCGUGCAGGACGAGCUCAGCAAGCGCCGGGGCACCGGGUGACGCUGCCACAGCCCCGGACACUGCCACCCCCAGGGGACCGGUGCCAUCCCCCCGCUGUCAAUAAAGGUGCUGCGAGGC
Oenanthe melanoleuca is the source of this 664-nucleotide messenger RNA. It is a transcript of the gene C22H2orf68, whose product is annotated as chromosome 22 C2orf68 homolog. The record is from RefSeq and is a predicted model, not a curated record. The transcript is spliced from 4 exons. Lineage: Eukaryota; Metazoa; Chordata; Aves; Passeriformes; Muscicapidae. Bases 95 to 586 code for a protein of 163 amino acids.